AUGAGUCCUUCAAGCCUCUUACAGUUUGUACCUUUGCUCAUCCUGUGUGGAUGUGCGAUGUCACUCGCUGGGAAUGUCCUGGUCCUUCCUGGGGAGUACAGCCACUGGAUCAACAUGCAAGCCAUCGUAGAAGAGCUGGUGAAGCGCAACCACAGCAUCACGGUGCUGGUCAGCACAGCCUCACCCACAGUGGACUACAGGAAGAAUGAGAACUUCAACUUUGAGGUUCUCCAAGUGCCUUUCAGCAAGUCUGAGAUGCACAGUGUUUCCCAAGAGAUGAUUAACUUUUGGAUGCAUAAGACACAAAAUGCCUCCUUGCUGGACACUUUUUUUAAGGUGAAGGAGGUGAUGGAGAAAGCCACAGUUCUGCAGAAGGAGAUCUGCGAUGCUAUGCUCCGUAACAGUAAGCUGCAGGACAAGCUGAGGAGAACCCAGUACGAGGGUCUGCUUGUUGACCCCAUGGUGCAGUGCGGCGACCUGCUGGCACAAGUGCUGGGGAUCCCGUUGAUCUUCUCCCUGAGGUUUUCCUUCGGAUACACCAUAGAAAGGUUUUGUGGGCAACUUCCAACUCCGGCCUCUUAUGUUCCUGCUUCUCCUGUGCAGUUCUCAGACCGCAUGAGCUUUGUGCAAAGACUCAAGAAUGUGCUGCUCUAUACGUUUCAUUCCCUCCUUUUUUACAUUCACACAACGGUCAACUGGGAUCACUACUACAGUGAGAUUUUGGGGAAACCUACGACAGCAUGCGAGGUCAUGGGCAAAGCCGACUUGUGGUUGAUACGCACCAACUGGGACUUUGAUUACCCGCGACCUUUGUUACCCAACUUCCAGUUUGUAGGAGGUCUUCACUGCAAACCUUCUAACCCGCUGCCUGCUGACAUGGAAGAGUUUGCGCAGAGCUCAGGAGAUGAUGGGAUUGUGGUGUUCUCGUUGGGAACAAUGGUAGAGGACCUCACUCGAGAAAAGGCAAACAUGAUUGCCUCAGCACUGGGACAGAUUCCACAGAAGGUGAUCUGGGGCUACAGUGGGAUGAAGCCUGAGACACUGGCCCCCAACACCAGGGUUUAUGAUUGGAUUCCCCAGAAUGACCUGCUAGGUCAUCCCAAGACCAGGGCCUUCAUUACACAUGGAGGGACCAAUGGGCUGUAUGAAGCCAUCUACCAUGGUGUCCCAAUGGUUGGCAUUCCCAUGUUUGCUGACCAACCGGACAAUUUGUUCCACAUGGUAACGAAGGGAGCUGCUGUCAUGCUGGACCUCUACAACAUGCAGUCCAAAGACCUGGUUGAUGCAGUCAACAUUGUGAUCAAGGACCCAUCGUACAAAGAAAGUGCCAUGAGGUUGUCACGGUUUUAUCAUGACCAGCCAGAGAAACCUCUGGACCGUGCGAUCUUCUGGAUUGAGUUUGUGAUGCGAAACAAAGGAGCCAAGCAUCUCCGGGUUCAGGCCCAUAACCUGACCUGGUAUCAGUACUACUGUUUGGAUGUAUUUGCUGUGCUACUGGCUGCUGCUCUGCUGGCUGCUUCCAUCCUUCUGAAAACGUGCAGAGGCUGUUUCAAGAGGUGCUGCAGAAGCUUGAAGACAAAGUCCAAAAAGGAAUGAGUUUUCUCACUCAACCUCAAAAACUCAGCGAUUCACUGAAUACAUAAAAACACUCAUAUGUGAUCAUUCAUUCAAAUUAUCCCACAGAUAAGAUGCAGUAGUAGAUGUAGACUUUUCUACUGAUUCCUGAUUCAGCCACAUAUUUAUGAAAGAUGGUCAAAUAGUGGCUGUCGCGCCCCAGGCGGCACGCCCCUCCCUUGCACCUGUCGGUGAUCAUCAGCAGGCAAUAAGGGGGGCAGCUCGCUAGAGGACAAACCGCGGAACCUACUUCGGACACCGCUCUCACACCACCUGCAGUCUCUUAGUCUUGUUGUUUCCCUUUAGUCCUGCUCCUGUUCCCUCGUACGUUCCCCCGGCUCCCUGACCUCCUGUUCUCGUCUUCCUGGUUUCUGAGUAUCGCGAAUUCCCCUGGACAAUGUCUGCACAUUGGCUGACCCCUGCCUGUACCUCAACCAUUCUUUCGUCUUGCACCUUAGUAAAUACAGCACCUGCAUUUGAGUCCAGUCUCCUGUCCUGUCCUUCGCAAUGAUGACAGUGGCACUAAAGGGACAAAGCAAGUUCUAUAUUAAAGUUCCUUAACAGUAGUUGAAUGUAUGCUUCCCCCCUGUGCUUGGACCCUCUCUCAUACCAAGCAACCUCACACUGAAACGCAUUUAAAAUGUCUCUGGGAAUAUCUCUAACUAAACUACUAAAACAGGCCCCAUGAAUGAAGAACACGCUUGUUAAUUACCAGGACUAAUUUGUGUAAACAUCUCAGUUGGGCAGGGUGAGCAAUACCAUGACAGCCACUAUGCUGGACAAAUUGCUUAGAUUUCUUGCUGGAUUCAGGUAAAUUCCUCAAAGGGUUGAGGGGGAGGUCAGGCUCAAAACAGAAGGGAGGCUAGACCAUAGGGGCAGCUGGUAGCGUAGUGGUU
Molecule: messenger RNA, 2510 nt
Organism: Scleropages formosus (Asian bonytongue)
Lineage: Eukaryota; Metazoa; Chordata; Actinopteri; Osteoglossiformes; Osteoglossidae
Product: UDP-glucuronosyltransferase 2A1-like
Exons: 6
Coding region: 1-1596 (531 amino acids)
Molecular function (GO): glucuronosyltransferase activity
Source: RefSeq, a predicted model, not a curated record